GUCACGUGCGCGGUCACGUGCCACCGCACACCCGGAAGCGCCCCGCCGCGGGAGCCGCGAGCCGCAUUUGUGGACCCAAGGAUGUCAUGCUGUUGUUCCCUGAUCUGGUCACAGAGUCUGGCUCCCUGGAAACUCUGCUGUGCUUCUUGCCAAGAUGAAAUGUGUCUUGGUGGCCACAGAGGGUGCCGAGGUCCUCUUCUAUUGGACAGAUGAGGAGUUUGAAGAGAGUCUCCGGCUGAAGUUGGGGCAGACAGAGAAUGAGGAAGAGGAGCCCCCUGCCCUGGAGGACCAGCUGAGCACUCUCCUUGCACCCAUCAUCAUCUCCUCCAUGACGAUGCUGGAGAAACUCUCGGACACCUACACCUGCUUCUCCACAGACAAUGACGACCACCUGUAUGUCCUUCACCUAUUUGGAGAGUGCCUGUUCAUCGCCAUCAAUGGGGACCACACAGAGAAUGAGGCAGACCUUCGACGGAAACUCUGUGUGCUCAAGUACCUGUUUGAGGUGCACUUUGGGCUGGUUACUGUGGACAGCCAGCUCAUCCGAAAGGAGCUGCGGCCCCCUGACCUGGAGCAACGUGUGCGGGUGUGGGCCAGCUUCCAGAGCCUGCUGGGGACCUACAGCCGCCUGAGGGAGCAGGAGCAGAGCUUCGCCGUGGAGGCUGUGGAGCGGCUGAUCCAUCCCCAGCUUUGUGAGCUGUGCAUAGAGGCCCUGGAGAGGCACGUCAUCCAGGCUGUCAACGCCAGGCCUGCACAGGGCAGCGAGGAGGCGCAGCACGCCUUCCUGCUGGUCCACACCAAGCUACUGGCCUUCUACUCCAGCCAUGGUGCCAGUACCCUGUACCCCGCCGACCUUCUGGCCCUCAUCCUCCUGGUUCAGGACCUCUACCCGAGCCCGAGCACAACUGACGAAGAGGAGGACGACACUCAGGAGGCACCACGCCUGUCGCACUCAUCCCAGAGUAUCCCCGUGCAGCAGGCCUGGAGCACGAGCCCCACGGGCAGCGGGGGCAGCACGGGCCCCACGGGCCCCAUGGCCGAGAGCUCUGCGGAGACGGACACUGACAGCUUCUCCUUCCCCGAGGAAUACUUCACACCAGCUCCUUCUCCCACGGAACACAGCUCAGGUAGCACUGUCUGGCUGGAAAGCGGCACCCCACCCAUUGAUGUUUCUCAGAUAGCUGAAGUAUCCCUCCAGGCCCUGGUUCCUCACUCCCCAGCACCCUCCAUCCCUAGGAGGAUCUUCUUAGAUGCCAACAUAAAGGAGAACUAUUGCCCCUUGGUGCCCCACACCAUGUACUGCCUACCCCUGUGGCCAGGCAUUAACAUGGUGCUUCUGACCAAGAGUCUCAGCACUCAACUUGCUCUGGUCCUGUACCAGCUGCUGGAUGGCUUCUCCCUGCUAGAGAAGAAGCUGAAGGAGGGCCAGGAGGCCGGGAGUGCCCUCCGCUCCCACCCCUUUAUGGGAGACCUACGCCAGAGAAUGGACAAGUUCGUCAAGAAUCGAGGGGGACAGGAGAUUCAGAGCACCUGGCUGGAGUUUAAGACCAAGGCCUUCUCCAGAAAUGAACUGGGAUCAUCCUGGGAGCUGCUCCAGGUAUGUGGGAAACUAAAGCGACAGCUCUGCUCCAUCUACCGUCUCAGCUUCCUGGCCACUGCCCCCAGCAGGGGAGGCCCACACCUGCCCCAGCACCUCCAGGACCAGGUCCAGAACAUCAUGUGGGAGAGGCUGCUGGACUGGAAAGACUUCCUUUUGGUGAAGAGCAGGAGGAAUGUCACCAUGGUGUCCUACCUGGAGGACUUCCCAGGCCUGGUGCAUUUCAUCUACGUGGACCGCACAACUGGGCAGAUGGUAGCCCCAUCCCUCAGCAGCAGCGAAAAGACUUCAUCAGAGCUGGGCAAGGGACCCCUGGCCGCCUUCGUCAAGGACAAGGUCUGGGCCCUAGUCCGGAUGGCACGCAGGUACCUGCAGAAGGGCUGUACCACCCUGCUCUUCCAGGACGGAGACUUCCGCUGCUCCUACUUCCUGUGGUUUGAGAAUGACGCGGGCCACAAACUGCAGAUGAUUGAAGUGCCCGUCCUCUCUGAUGACUCAGUGCCCAUCGGCAUGCUGGGAGGUGACUACUACAGGAAGCUCCUGCGCUACUACAGCAAGAGCCGCCCAGCUGAAGCUGUCAGGUGCUACGAGCUGCUGGCCCUGCACCUGUCCGUCAUUCCCACCGAACUGCUGGUGCAGCAGGCCGGCCAGCUAGCCCGGCGCCUGGGGGAGGCCUCCCGUGUGCCCCUGCCCUAGGCCAUGGCACCUCCAGCUACCCCUGCUUGCAAAUGUUCUCCAUGGCAAGAGCUUCCUCCUGCUUCCAGCGGCCUCCUGAGGAUGUGCCAAGGUCCUGGGGCAGCCACAGGGUUUCUCAGGUUAUACCUGGACCCCUGUGUACACACCCCUGCAUCCUCCCCCCUGGAGACAGUAGGACCCUAUGGGAUUCCAUUGGUCUCCUUAAAACAGCAACCGCUGUGAGGGCACAGAUGGCAGAGGUUGCUCUGCCUCACUUCAUCCCCAGGAGAUGGGAGGAAAGCCCCAGUGGUCUGGCUGUCUGAAGACACUCUCUUCCUGCUGUUCAGAGUAGAAGCUAUGUCCUUCCCCACAUGAAAGGUGUUCACUAGCUGGUUCCAGCACUGCCAUUUCCCUUCUCAAUGUCCAUAUUUAAGCUGAUUACACCUACCUCUCUGAGUGGUCAGGAAUACCAAACACAUAGUAGGUGCUCAAUAAAUAAUGGUUAUGGUCAUCA
Perognathus longimembris pacificus (Pacific pocket mouse) is the source of this 2786-nucleotide messenger RNA. RefSeq names its product HPS1 biogenesis of lysosomal organelles complex 3 subunit 1 (gene Hps1). Gene Ontology annotation, biological process: melanosome assembly; vesicle-mediated transport. Gene Ontology annotation, molecular function: guanyl-nucleotide exchange factor activity. Gene Ontology annotation, cellular component: BLOC-3 complex. Bases 155 to 2293 code for a protein of 712 amino acids. The transcript has 21 exons. Lineage: Eukaryota; Metazoa; Chordata; Mammalia; Rodentia; Heteromyidae. The record is from RefSeq and is a predicted model, not a curated record.